AUGGCAUCCCUCCCAAGUUAUACUGCCGCUGGGAGGACCCGAUCAUCGGAUGGCGUCACUUCCAAUAACAAUGAUGCUGUGACGACUGAGGGCACUUCACUCCCAACCCCCGACUCAACCGAGGACACUGAGACUGUAUUUUUGAACAAAAGUACUUCAACGACAAGUGUUCUCGAAAAUGUGGCUGAGGUCGCCGACAAAGCCACCGGUCGACCUUCAAAUCAACCGGAUACAACGCAAGAGGAACCUCGAAAAUGCUGGAUCUGUUACACCGACGAGACGGAAGACUCGCCACUGAAUCUGGAGUGGCGAUCUCCAUGCCCAUGUGCUUUGACGGCCCAUGAGGCUUGCUUGCUUGAUUGGCUUGCAGACCUUGAGAACCCUCGCUCGCGCAGACGAACUGGAGGCGCUAAAAUAGAGUGCCCUCAGUGUAAAUCUCGGAUUAUCGUGACGCGGCCUCGAAGCUACGUUGUCGAUGCUUUGCGUAUGGCGGAGAGAGUGGCGGGGCGGCUCGUACUUCCGGGAAUGGCUUUCACGCUGGCGGGCACCGUGUGGGCAGGCUGCUGCGCACACGGCGCAUACUCAAUGCAUCUUAUCUUCGGCGCGGAGGAGGCUAUGCGGAUUCUCGAAGAAAGUCGAGAGGGUCCGUGGACCCCGGGAAUGAACAUUGGGCUGCCCCUCAUCCCCCUCGUUCUGAUAUUUUCUCGCACUCGCUACGCCGAAGGCCUCCUCCCAGCGAUUCCCGUUCUAUUCUUCGCCGUGCAUAGCCCAGCCCACGAGGCUGCUGACCUCGAUUUCUGGCCACCUACCCCGGCGAUCACUUUUGCCGCUCUGCCUUAUGUGAAGAGCUUCUAUGGUGCGCUUUACGACCGUCUAUUUGGUGCACUUGAGCGGAAAUGGAUCGCAGAGGUGCAACCUCGCGCAGCAGAAGAAAUCCUGGAUGAUGCACAGCAGCAGGACCAGGCGGAAGGACUCAAUCGAUUUGGCGACAACGUCAAUGGCCAAAUUCUUAUGGAGAUUGAUCUCGAGUUACAGGUAGGAAUGGGCAAUGACGACGAGCUUGCCGAUGCUCUAGCUCUUCCUGCCGAUGACAACGAUGGCGCUGACAUAGCCGCCCAGGAUGGACAAGCUCGAGCGGGCCAGAAUAACGGACAAGGAAUGGACCUGGGCCGACGCCAAAACGAAAUCAUUCACGACACCGGAAACCUCACCGAUAUUGUUCUAGGAGCUCUCGUGUUCCCGGCUAUCUCCGCAUCAGUGGGUGGCCUUUUGAAAUACGUUCUUCCUAAAGCCUGGACCACGCCAUCUUCGGUUCUGGAGCGUAGCCGCCCUGGACUUCUCCAAACUCGUUGGGGUCGCAGUGUCGUUGGUGGUUGUAUGUUUGUACUACUCAAAGACGCACUUGUUCUUUAUUGCCGGUGGAAGCUGGCACAAACACACCGACGACGCAAGGUUUUGAAUUAUGAUCGGUCCAAGGCCAGAAAACCAGGGUCAGCGAAGCGAUGA
Molecule: messenger RNA, 1506 nt
Organism: Penicillium verhagenii
Lineage: Eukaryota; Fungi; Ascomycota; Eurotiomycetes; Eurotiales; Aspergillaceae
Product: RING finger domain protein
Exons: 1
Coding region: 1-1506 (501 amino acids)
Molecular function (GO): zinc ion binding
Source: RefSeq, a predicted model, not a curated record